AUGGAGAGGUCAAGGUCCUACUCAGAGAAGAGCAGCACCACAACCACCACCCCGGCCGGCGCUGUCACCGAGCUGAGGUGCUACAGUGCCUCCUACGUCACACCCAAGAAGGCAGCGGGCACCGCCAGCUGGCCUCCUUGCACCACGGCUUCUUCCUCGACGUCGGCGGCGGCGGCCGGCCCGAAGGCGAGGUCGUGGAGCGGCAGCUUCCGUAGCGCCCCGGCGGAGCUGCGGAGGAAGAGGAGGGUGGCCGGGUACAGGGUGUACGGCGUGGAGGGGAAGAUGAAGGUGUCGCUCAAGAACGGCGUGAGGUGGCUCAAGGGCAAGUGCACCCAGGUGGUGGACGGCUUUUGGUGA
Molecule: messenger RNA, 357 nt
Organism: Triticum turgidum subsp. durum (durum wheat)
Lineage: Eukaryota; Viridiplantae; Streptophyta; Magnoliopsida; Poales; Poaceae
Source: the annotation of a GenBank genome assembly